AGAAAAACAAAAAGCGAUGCUGGUUGAGCCGUCAAAGAGAGAUGGGGGAUAGGAGGAAGAUGGGGAGAAAUUGGAAGAAGGAUAGGAGAGGCCACUUCUUGAACCACUCCGGUCUUCCCCGUCACUCUCUGGGGAAUGCCGAGAAAUGGAAAGAGCCGCCUCGACUCUUUCCAUCCUCCAAGAACGACGAUAGGAACCACCCCAUUACAAGUACGAGUACAGCACGGCAAAACCAAAGCGCCACCCCAGAUGCAGUAUGUCUACAGUAGUCCUAUCGCAUAUAAACACGCUCGCCGAGUAUUACGUCCACAAAACUACUUUGUUUGGCAUUAA
Molecule: messenger RNA, 333 nt
Organism: Tuber melanosporum (Perigord truffle)
Lineage: Eukaryota; Fungi; Ascomycota; Pezizomycetes; Pezizales; Tuberaceae
Exons: 1
Coding region: 136-333 (65 amino acids)
Source: RefSeq, a predicted model, not a curated record